Molecule: messenger RNA, 1131 nt
Organism: Penicillium maclennaniae
Lineage: Eukaryota; Fungi; Ascomycota; Eurotiomycetes; Eurotiales; Aspergillaceae
Product: polysaccharide lyase family 1 protein
Exons: 5
Coding region: 1-1131 (376 amino acids)
Molecular function (GO): pectate lyase activity
Source: RefSeq, a predicted model, not a curated record
AUGAAGUAUACCGCUCUCUUCGCAGCGUUCGCAGCCCACGCUGCUGCCGUCAGCGUCUCCGGUGCUGCUGAGGGUUUCGCCAAGGGCGUGACUGGUGGUGGCUCUGCGACUGCCGUCUACCCUUCUACCAACGAUGAGCUGGUCUCUUACCUUUCUGAUAGCGAGGCUCGUGUCAUCGUUCUGACCAAGACCUUCGACUUCCGUGGCACUGAGGGUACUACCACCUCCACCGGCUGUGCUCCUUGGGGCACUGCCUCCGGCUGCCAGGUUGCCAUCAACCAGAACGACUGGUGCACAAACUACGAGCCCAAUGCGCCCUCCGUCUCCGUUUCCUACGAUAACGCCGGUAUCCUGGGUAUGACCGUUGCCUCCGACAAGACCCUCAUCGGUGAGGGCUCCGCCGGUGUCAUCAAGGGUAAGGGCCUUCGCAUCGUCAGCGGUGCCUCGAACAUCAUCAUCCAGAACAUUGCUGUCACUGAUAUCAACCCCGAAUACGUCUGGGGUGGUGAUGCCAUCACCAUCGACAACUCUGAUAUGGUCUGGAUUGACCAUGUUACUACUGCUCGUAUCGGUCGUCAGCACAUCGUCCUGGGUACCGAUGCCUCCAAGCGUGUGACCAUCUCUAACAACUUCAUCAACGGUGUCUCCACCUGGUCCGCUACCUGCGAUACCUACCACUACUGGGCCCUCUACUUUGACGGUGACAGCGACCUGGUCACCUUCAAGGGCAACUACAUCUACCACACUAGCGGUCGUUCCCCCAAGGUCCAGGGCAACACCCUCCUGCACGCCGUCAACAACUACUGGUACGACAACACCGGCCACGCCUUCGAGAUCGGCACCGGUGGCUACGUUCUCGCCGAGGGCAACGUCUUCCAGAACAUCAACACUAUUGUCGAGUCCCCCAUUGACGGAUCCCUCUUCACUGCCCCCUCCACUACCGAGAACAAGGUGUGCAGCACCUACCUCGGCCGUGUCUGCCAGAUCAACGGAUUCGGAUCCUCUGGCACCUUCUCUCAGAGCGAUACUGGCUUCCUGUCUGACUUUGAGGGCAAGAACAUUGCUUCUGCUACUGCUUACACUUCCGUUGCAUCGAGUGUGACCAACAACGCUGGCCAGGGUAACCUGUAA